GUCGCUGUAGGUGGCUGCAGGACAGGCGGCAGCUUGGAGACUUUCUGUGUCACAUUUAAUCAAUAGGGCACCUUUGGCACGAUGCCGUAAGGCUAACAGACACUCACUUGGCACAGGAAGUUGAGGUGGAAGAAGGAGCAAAAAGGGCAAUCUUGACUAACUAAAUCCAGCCAAUGACAAGGGGUGGCAGAACAACUUUGAACAGCCCAACAUCCACCGGUGAAUGUGUGAAAUGAUGGCAGUCACCAGGGCAGAGAGGUUUGAGGGAGGCCGGAGGGGGUCUGGAGCCGUAAGACCACCAGAAGGUGGAUGGGGCUGGAUGAUCGUCAUUAGCUGUUUCCUCUCCACCAUCUGCAUCCGGGCUGUGACCAGAUGUGUGUCCAUGUUCUUUGUGGAGUUCCAGCUGCACUUUGAGAGGGAUUACUCCACCACUGCUUGGAUCCACAGUCUUAUUGACUCCACCACCAUGCUCUGUGCUCCCCUUGGCAGUUACCUUGGCAACCGCAUGUCCUGCAGAGCGACGGUCAUUCUGGGUGGCCUGCUGUCUUCUGCUGGCCUGGUCCUCAGCUCCUUCGCCUCUAGUCUGGAAUUCCUCUACAUUUCUAUGGGUGUCCUCACAGGUCUUGGCUUUGCUCUCAGCUACACACCAGCCAUAGCCAUGGUUGGGACGUACUUCGUUGAGAGAAAAGCUCUGGCCUAUGGCAUCGCCCUGUCUGGCAGUGGCAUCGGGACUUUCCUUCUGGCUCCUACAGUUCAGAUGCUUAUAGAGUAUUACUCCUGGAGAGGAGCUCUGCUCAUCCUCGGGGGAUUUGUUUCCAACCUGUGUGUUUGUGGUGCUCUGAUGAGGCAGCUGGAACCAGAAAGAGAGGAAAGGACAUGGGAGAAAAAUAUGAAAGGAAUGGAGAAAGCCUUAAUGCUGACGGUUCUGCAAACUAAAGCCACUCAACAAGUGACCUCUGACUUCCGCCAGGAGGACCCCGAGCACCGUGACAUGAACAAUUUAAAGGACAUAGGGGGUCUGGUCAUCGCCAACGGAGUGUUUGAACAUUCUGGACAUGAAAGCAACAAACUUCAGGAGAAAAUAAUACUGGUACCAAACCCAAGGCUGCCUAAUCAGAAGUUAACAGACAUGAAGAUAGCUGAAUGCAUCUUACUCAGCAACAAGCUGUCUGAGACUGUGCUCGGUGAGACUGGAGAGUCCGAUCCGAAAAUGGUGGAAAGCAUGAACAUUACCAACACGUUGGCAGAUGUGAAUGAAACAAGAGAUGAUUCAGGCUUUAGUCAAAUCAAGGCAAAAGAUGACCACGAGAGAACUGUUCAUACAGAACCACCGGUCAACACACAACCUCCAUCCAGAUGUCAGCCUUCUUGUCUUGAGACCAGCAAGGAGUUUGGCUUCCUUUUUAUGCCCAACUUCCUGAUACUGUCAGUGUCCUUCCUGUUUCUGGCGUACGGCUGCAGCGCUCCGGUAGUUUACCUGGUUCCCUACGCCCUCAGCAAGGGAGUGGAGCAUCGACAUGCCGCCUUCCUCAUGUCCAUAUUUGGCGUGAGUGGUAUCGUUGGCAACAUCACCUUUGGAUGGAUCACAGACAGGAAGAGUCUGAAGAGGUACCGGGUGCUCAGCUACAUGGUGGCCAUAGGCAUGGAGGGCCUCUGCUGUUUGUUCCUGCCUUUCCUCCACACUUUUCCCCUCUUGGUACCAUUUUCUGCUCUUUAUGGGUACUUUGACGGGGCAUACGUGGCACUAAUACCUGUUGUAACCUCCGACAUUGUGGGCUCCACCUAUCUCACCUCAGCGCUGGGUGUAGUCUAUUUCCUGCAUGCUAUCCCAUACCUCAUCAGCCCACCAAUAGGAGGUUGGUUAGUAGAUCAAACGGGACACUACACAGCAACCUUCUUCCUGAGCGGCGCUUCCUUCAUCCUCAGCUCUCUGAUUCUGGCUGCUGCCUCCCUCAUCAGACACGCCUCCACGAGACGUCACAGCGGCCAGGAGGAAGACCAGUCCCAGCGAAACACCAACCCGUCAGAGCUUGUGCCUUUUUUCACAAAACAAAUGUCUCUACGCACAUAAAAUAAACAGUAUUCUUUUUUUCCAAAUUGGUUCUUUGAUUUUAUUAUUUGGUUCUUUCUUGAGUGCAAAAUUUGUGGAGUAUUU
Messenger RNA from Menidia menidia (Atlantic silverside), 2155 nucleotides. NCBI's taxonomy places the organism in Eukaryota, Metazoa, Chordata, Actinopteri, Atheriniformes, Atherinopsidae. The record is from the annotation of a GenBank genome assembly.